This is a messenger RNA of Lachancea meyersii CBS 8951, 858 nucleotides long. The record is from the annotation of a GenBank genome assembly. NCBI's taxonomy places the organism in Eukaryota, Fungi, Ascomycota, Saccharomycetes, Saccharomycetales, Saccharomycetaceae.
AUGGCAGAAGCUAAGGAGCAGGAGUUUGUUCAUGAAGUGUACAAUGAGAUCGCGUCGCAUUUCUCACAGACCAGAUACAAGCCCUGGCCUAUAGUGACCAAAUACCUCGAGAACCAGCAGACAGGAGGCAUAGGCAUCGACGUCGGGUGUGGCAAUGGGAAAUAUCUGGAUGUAAACCCUAAUGUGUUCAUGAUCGGCUCGGACCGGUCGUGGAGGCUUGUAGAACACGCACACGAGCGUAACACACAUUGUAACGUGCUGGUCGCAGACGGGCUGCACCUGCCACACCGCGACAACAGCUUCGACUUUGCCAUUUCCAUCGCUGUGGUACACCACUGGUCGACUCGUGAACGUCGUGUGGAGGCCAUCGCGCACAUUCUGAGCAAAGUGAAACCAGCGGGCACCGCUUUGAUCUACUGCUGGGCUCUGGAACAAGCAAGUUCGCGCAGAGGCUACCAAGCAGGCCAAGAACAAGAUGUCCUGGUACCGUGGGUGUUACAAGGGCCACACGCUAAGACGACGACGACGCCGUCAGCGCGAUCUAAGGCUCAGAAAACUAGGCCCAAGGGUCCGGACUUGACUCAUGUGCCGCCCCAGGAAAGAGCAGCAGUCGUUGCUCAAUGGAAACUCGAGCAGGAGGCAAACAGAGCAAAACAAGAACAAGAACAGCAAGAACAAGUACAAAGUACCACAACACUGCAAAAGGACCCCGAGAGCGAGCUCCAAAAUACCAAGUAUCGCUACUAUCAUUUAUACAAAGAGGGCGAGCUGGAAGAAGACUGUGCCAGUGCAGGAGGCCAAGUUAUCGAAGCGGGCUACGAAAGAGAUAAUUGGUAUGUCAUUGUACAGCGACAAUGA